Messenger RNA from Microtus oregoni (creeping vole), 528 nucleotides. RefSeq names its product protein SSXA1-like. Gene Ontology annotation, biological process: regulation of DNA-templated transcription. Bases 160 to 528 code for a protein of 122 amino acids. The record is from RefSeq and is a predicted model, not a curated record. Lineage: Eukaryota; Metazoa; Chordata; Mammalia; Rodentia; Cricetidae. Gene Ontology annotation, cellular component: nucleus. The transcript is spliced from 4 exons.
AAUUUUCCUGUUGACCUAAUCAGGAUAAAGAGGAGGACAGAAGAUGCCAUGUGCUGAGAGUUACUAACCAUCCACACCUUCUUCCUUCACAGGAUACCUUGUUUUGUUCUGGAAGAAAAUCGGACGGUGUCUUUUCAAAGUCUCACUGAUUCCACCGACAUGAAAACAGGGAGUUCUUGUGUGAAGAGUUCUGUGGAAGACACUCAUGAACCAAAGAAGAUGUGUAAGGCUUUCCAGGAUAUUUCUACAUACUUUUCUGAGGAGGAGUGGGCGAAGCGAAGCACAUGGCAGAAAAGUGUCUAUGUGUAUAUGAAAAGAAACUACAUCAGAAUGACGGCCCUAGGGGUCACAGUCAACCAACCAGUUUUCAUGCGUGGCAAGCAACAGUCCAAAGAAAUCCUGGUGGAAUGUUUUCAAGUUCAUGGCCAUGAGAAUAAAGCUGGUGACAUUCAGGUAAAUGUCUGGAGUAACCGGUUGAGGAAAAGGAAGAAGCGAGUGAUCCAUGAAGAGAUCAGGGAUCCCAAAUAG